This is a messenger RNA of Sceloporus undulatus (fence lizard), 3492 nucleotides long. It is a transcript of the gene ELF1, whose product is annotated as E74 like ETS transcription factor 1. Gene Ontology annotation, biological process: regulation of transcription by RNA polymerase II; cell differentiation. Gene Ontology annotation, molecular function: DNA-binding transcription factor activity, RNA polymerase II-specific; sequence-specific DNA binding. Gene Ontology annotation, cellular component: nucleus. Bases 550 to 2496 code for a protein of 648 amino acids. The transcript has 11 exons. The record is from RefSeq and is a predicted model, not a curated record. Lineage: Eukaryota; Metazoa; Chordata; Lepidosauria; Squamata; Phrynosomatidae.
GCUAAACAUCCCCAACUCCCAUAAGGCAUGGUUUCCAGACCCUUCGCCACUUUGACUACCCUCCUUUGGCCACGCUCCAGCCCAGAACUGGAGACAGUAUUCCAGGUACUUAGCAGGAAAACUUGUUGUAUACAAAGCCUACUUGGAUUGAUCACCUCUCCCUACCUGCCCAGCCCUCCUUAUCUCCAAGACUAUCAGAGCGUUAGCGCAAACACGGCUCUUUUUGCCAUACCCCAGGCGUCCUGGACACCAGCAGCUUGUUCCACCCUUCACUUACACCUUCUUUCAAUUUAUAAAUGGAUGAACAUGCAAAUAACAGUCUUUUCACAUUAAGGGUGUUCAGGGCGAGACAAAUAUCCAAGAAGCCAUUUCAUACUUUAUCUGCCUUAGUGAAGGAGAAAAUUCUGGAAGACUGUAAAAGAACAAGCUACCUCAUUCCCUAAUCAGUUUCAAGGUCUCCUUCCUCACACAACUCACUCCUGGUGAUAAACUUUCUUCUGAAGGAGCGUUUUGAUUUUAUGCAGAACUGAGACCUUGGAAUGCUUUAUUAUGGCAGCAGUGGUACAGCAGAAUGACUUGAUGUUCGAAUUUGCCAGUAAUGUCAUGGAGGAUGAGCAACAGCUUGAUGAUCCAUCUAUCUUCCCUGCUGUCAUUGUGGAGCAUGUACCUAGUGCAGAUCUCCUCAACAAUUACUCGGGUUUAUCCUGUGUUACUGAACCCAGUGACAUGAUAACAGAGAAUUCACUGGAUGUUGCAGAAGAAGAAAUUAUAGAAGAUGAUGACAUCACCCUUACAGUUGAAGCAUCCUGCCAGAAUGGAGAUGAAACUAUGCAAACCAUUGAAGCUGCUGAGGCCCUUCUCAAUAUGGAUUCCCCUGAUGAUGAUAUGGAUGAGAAGAGAUCCACGCACAUAUUUGGAGCUGAGGAUGAAAUUGAUAUUGGUCCAAUUACUCAUGUGUCAGUUACACUUGAUGGGAUCCCAGAAGUAGUAGAGGUUCAACAAAUCCAAGACACAUUUGCUGAAUCACAAAGCACUGUAGCACUUGAGCAACCAAAGAAGAGAAAAGGGAAGAAACCUAAAGUUCCACGCCCAGAGUCACCUACUCUGACUCCAAACAUAACACUGAAAAAGAAAAACAAAGAUGGGAAGGGAAACACAAUUUAUCUUUGGGAGUUUUUACUAGCACUGCUUCAGGACAAAGCUACCUGUCCUAAAUACAUUAAAUGGACUCAAAGAGAGAAAGGCAUUUUUAAGUUGGUAGACUCCAAGGCGGUGUCAAGACUAUGGGGAAAGCACAAAAACAAGCCUGAUAUGAAUUAUGAAACAAUGGGCAGAGCUCUCAGAUGUGAUCAAAAUGCACUGGAAAACAUAUUUGGAGAGCAAGAUUUAAAUAUUAUGACUAUAUAUUAUUACCAAAGAGGCAUUCUGGCCAAAGUAGAGGGACAACGUUUGGUGUAUCAGUUUAAAGAAAUGCCAAAAGACCUAAUCUACAUAGAUGAUGAUGAUCCAAGUUCCAGUACAGACUCCCCUGAUGCAUCUUUACUUUCAGCACCUACGGCUAAUAGAAACCAAAUGGGUAGGUCAAAAGGAUCUACAAACACAGGGCCAAGAGGAGGAUCUACUGCUGUUGUAAAGAUCCCACUCAACUCUAAGUCUACCAGACCUAAGCAGCCCCUGGAAACUGCACAACAGCAAUUGCCUGCCAUGGCAUCAGAAGCCUUGAGGACGAUGCAGCCUACUCAGCAAUUACAUCCAACUCAGCUUUAUCGGACAGUGCACUUAAUGCAGCCAGUACAAUCCAUUCCAGAAGGACAUACAACUGUAACCAGUACCAUACUGGAUGAGAAAUCAAAUCCUUCUGUUCAAAACAUAAGGACCAUCCAAGCCCCAGGCCAAGUUCCAGUAGUUGUAUCACCUGGGAACCCGCAACUGCAUACUGUUACACUCCAGACACUGCCUCUAACAACAGUGAUAGCCAGCACAGAUCCAUCAUCUGCAGCAGCACCCCAAAAGUUCAUUCUACAAGCCAUCCCAACUUCACAGCCCAUGACUGUGCUUAAAGAGAACGUCAUGCUACAGUCUCCAAAGCCAGUCUCUCCUCCUUCAUCCAUUGUUUUCAGUCCUGCUCAGGUCCAUCAGGUUCUCACCAGCAACGUGCAGACAAUAUGCAAUGGAACAGUCAGUGUGUCUUCUUCUCCAUCUUUCAGCAGUGCUACUCCUGUUGUAACUUUUACGCCCAGCACUUCUCAAGUGGUUGCUCAACCAUCCAACACUGUGAUCACUUCAGUCAUUAAGGCUCCAGAAACUAAACCAACUGUUAUACAAGGGUUGAUCAAAUCAGAGGCAGAGGUUGGUACAGUGGAAGAAUGCAAACUCUCAGAGCAAAGUUUCCAACAGCAGCCUUUCAUGGUGAUGGUAUCCAGUUCAAAUGGAUUUCCCUCAACUUUGCAUAUUAAACAAGAAAGUGAACAAUUAGAGCCAAGUACAUAUGAGUAAAUGAGAAUUAAAUUCUGUGUAUGGUGGUUUUCCUUAAUGUGAUGGGACUACAUCAGUUCUGUAUAUAUCAUUUGAUUCCAAAACAGGCAUUACAAAGAUACUUUAAUUUCUGAAAUUAAUUUUAGAAGGCAAUAUUGUAGAUUUGAUUUCAUUUUUUUCUCUUUGCUGAAUAAUAUAAAAUAUGAAUGUUUCAAAAUGCAAGCGUAAAGGAACAUGCAGCUUAUCUUUUUAAAUCACUGUCCAAAAAUUCUAAAUUUCUUACACUUCAUGCUUAUUUGUCUGUCUUGCAUAAUGUAAUCCAAGCUUUAAAGCAAUACUUAAUUUCCAUAUUUUUUUCCAUUCUGCAUAUGUGAUUUACUUAGCAAAUUGCAAAGAUCUGCCUUAUGCCAGUAGAUUAAAAAAGAUUUUUGGUCUUGUGUAUACAGUAAACACAUGGACAGUUCAAUGUUAAUUUGUUUCUAUUGUAUUUUGUCCCAAAGAUUGUGCAAAAAAGAGGACCUACCUUAUCGAGAAGAUACAUAACAUUUAUAUCUUUGAUUUACUAGAUAUUUUCUGUUUUUAUUACGUGGAUGUAUUGGAUAUACCUGUUCACCAAAAUAGAAGUUAUCACUACAGGUACAAUUAUUUUCUCACCACUUUAAUACUGAAUAGAAAGAUUAUUUUGAUUUCCCAUUAUUUUUGUAAGGAGGUGAAAAAGAGAAGUAUAUGGGACUUGCGCAAGUAUUUUGAGAUUGAAAUGUUUCUAUAAAAGUACUUUUUCUAUUGUAAAUAUGUAAUUUAAUUUCUCAAAGAUGUUUUCAUAAAAAUAUUCUUUCCACAGAGCAAUAUUUUAUCGAGAAAAAUAAGAUCAUUAUGUUUAGAGUUCUAAUAUUAUAGGUAUUCAUAUAUUACAAAGUGAAUUUGUAUUUAAAAGAAAAUUUUAAAUUGUGGGACUCUUUUGAACCCCCCUUGUCUUUUUGUAUUUUAAUUGGUUUAUUAUGAAAAUAAAUCAAGUAC